Messenger RNA from Scaptodrosophila lebanonensis, 3351 nucleotides. RefSeq lists its product as uncharacterized. The record is from RefSeq and is a predicted model, not a curated record. Gene Ontology annotation, cellular component: membrane. The transcript is spliced from 11 exons. Gene Ontology annotation, molecular function: ligand-gated monoatomic ion channel activity. Bases 40 to 3336 code for a protein of 1098 amino acids. NCBI's taxonomy places the organism in Eukaryota, Metazoa, Arthropoda, Insecta, Diptera, Drosophilidae.
AAAUGAGAAAAUGUUGAAUUCCAAUAGGUAUGUAUACAGAUGUAUAUUUACAAAUAUCUUUCAUUGGCUACAAAGGUAAAAGAACCCCGGUUCUAUGAUCGUGCCGUAAACAAGCCGUUUGACAAAGUUUUUGUUGAUGGAACCGAGGUCCGUGUGAUAUUGACCUUUUGUGAGCUCCACAAUUGUUCAGUACAGGUAGACACGUCCAACGAUGAUUGGGGAGAAGUUAAUGGAAAUGGCACAGGCACCGGUCUUCUCGGUAUGGUGGUAUCUCGACGCAAUGAUUAUUGCAUGGGUGGUAUGCCUUUGUAUCACGAGGCAUACCAAAGUAUAGACUUCACAACCUUUUUUAGUCGUUCAGGCAUCACAUGUCUGGUGCCAGCGCCGCGGCUACUCAUCAACUGGGACCAGCCUUUGCGUCCAUUUCAAGCUACACUUUGGAUUUGUGUAUUGUUUUGUUUGCUGUUGGAAUGUGUUGCUUUGUGUGUGAUGCGUCGCUUGGAGAAUAUGGAAGCUUCGCUAGGAAUACGCGGAGGCAGCAACAGUUGGAGGCAAAGCAUGCGGUUUGGCUAUGUCAGCGCUCUAAAGCUGUUUGUCAACCAGAGCACUUCAUACGUGACCAGUUCCUAUUCUCUGCGCACAGUUCUGCUGGCCAGCUACAUGAUUGACAUCAUCUUGACGACCGGUUAUAGCGGUGGGCUCGCAGUCAUACUCACCCUACCUGCCAUGGAGGAAGCGGCUGAUUCCCGUCGCCGUCUGUUUGAGCACAAGCUCACAUGGGUGGGCACAACUCCACUUUGGAUCUCAGCCAUCGAUAGUAAUGAUGCAGAUCCCGAAUUAUUGGGAAUUAUACAGCACUUUCGUGUAAUGGACGCUGCCCAUAUCGAUGCUUAUUCGCGUACUGAACAAAUGGCCUUCGUGGUAGAACGACUGCAAUUCGGCCACCUGGCUAAUGCAGAAAUUAUUCCGGAUGAGGCUUUGUCGCGACUCAAGCUGAUGGUAGACGACAUUUAUUUUUCGUACACAGCAACAAUUGUGCCACGUCUUUGGGCGCAUUUAGAGGCUUACAAUGGUUUCAUACUGGCAUGGCAUUCAUCUGGUCUCGACAAAUUCUGGGAAUGGAAAAUUGCUGCAAAUUAUAUGAACAACAAUCGUCAGAAUCGCAUUUUGGCAUCGCAAAAGUUGAAUUUGAAUAUUGGAGGGCCCAUCAAAUUGGGAAUUGAUAAUAUUAUUGGUUUGAUAAUGCUGUGGUGCUUUGGUAUGGCAUGCAGUCUGCUGGUUUUCCUAUUUGAAUUAUGUUCGGAUUUCUUUGGUCACAAGUUGUCCACCAUGGUGCCAACGCAGAGCUACUGGACCUCAGUUUUAAAUUUUCUUAUGCAACGUUACUUUGCUGACUCGCUUACGACUUGCAUUUUAUGGAAUUCCAAGUUCGAGCUUCAGCUGGAUUCAGCGACGUCCACAUUGCUGCCCGUCCUGGUCAUUGAACCACAAGCCCUCACUUUCCACGCCGACAUUUAUGACUAUGAGACGAAGCGGGCUGAAUUCGAUAGUCGUUAUAUAUCCUAUAACGAUUGGAUACUGAAGCUGACCGUUGCCAUUGAACAGGCACACUGUGAGGCCUUCAUCGCAUUUCAAGACCAUAUACCUGAGUUUGCCAAGUAUUUUUAUAAUGCCAGCAUUUUUUCGGCUUGGCGCUCAACUCGUAAUCGAUUUAUUUUCGCCUACACAGAUGAACUUUUGGGAGGCGUUGAUCCAAACAGCUAUUUCGGUGGCUAUAUAUUUCAUGACCAGGCGAACAUACUUAUAGUACAUGCGCAGUUUUUGAAUGCGAGCGUUUUUGGUAUCAAGACAAAUCGCUUUGUAGGGGCUCGUAAUUUCGAUGAUAUGCCAGAACCACCAACUUUCUAUGAACUUCAACGUUUUGAUGCCGUGCGCCAUCAAAUUUUGUCUGGUGAUAACGAAGAUGCCUUAUUCUUGGUUAAUCAAAAUAAAUUGGCCAAUCUGCAAGGGCGUGAGGUGGUCAUAGGGGUUUUUGACUAUAAGCCAUUCAUGUUGUUAAACUAUGAUAAUAAACCCCGGUUAUUUGACCGUGCCAUUAAAAAGCCGUUUGACGAAGUUUUUGUUGAUGGAACCGACUUCCGUUUGAUGUUGAAUUUCUGCGAGCUCCAUAAUUGUUCGAUGCAGGUGGACACGACUGAUGGGGACUGGGGAGAUGUUUAUGGAAAUGCUACGGGCUACGGCCUCGUCGGCAUGGUGCUGUCUCGUCGGAAUGAUUAUGCCAUAGGUGGUAUGCCUUUGUGGUACGAAGCCUACCAAAGCAUGGACAUCACUCACUUUCUAGGUCGUUCAGGCGUCACAUGUUUGGUGCCUGCGCCGCGGAGACUCAUCAACUGGGAUCUGCCUAUGCGUCCAUUUCAAGCUUCACUUUGGGUUUGUGUUCUAUUUUGUUUGCUGUUGGAAUGUGUUGCCUUGUGUCUGACGCGCCGUUUGGAGUACCUGGAAGCACCUGCAACCGCUUACAGUUGGAGGCAAAGCGUGCAAUUCAGCUAUGUUAGUGCUCUAAAACUGUUUGUUAACCAGAGCACUUCAUACGUGACCAGUUCCUAUUCUCUGCGCACAGUUCUGCUGGCCAGCUACAUGAUUGACAUCAUCCUGACGACAGUUUAUAGCGGUGGGCUCGCAUCCAUACUCACACUGCCUGCUAUGGAGGAAGCGGCUGAUUCCCGUCGACGUCUGUUUGAACACAAACUUACAUGGGCUGGCACUUCCCAAGUUUGGAUCUCCACCAUCGAUAUUAAUGGGGCAGAUCCCGAAUUAUUGGGACUUAUGCAGCAUUAUCGUGUUCUGGACGCUGCCCAUAUCGAUGCUUAUUCGCGUACUGAGCAAAUGGCCUUUGUGGUAGAACGAUUGCAGUUCGGUCAUCUGGGUAACGCGGAGCUUAUUCCGGAUCAGGCUUUAUCACGGCUCAAGCUGAUGGUAGACGACAUUUAUUUUUCCUACACAGUGGCGAUUGUGCCACGUCUUUGGGCGCAUUUAGAGGCUUACAAUGAUUUCAUACUGGCAUGGCAUUCAUCGGGUCUCGACAAAUUCUGGGAAUGGAAAAUUGCUGCAGAUUAUAUGAACAACAAUCGUCAGAAUCGCAUUGUGGCAUCGCAAAAAUUAAAUGUGGAUGUUAAAGGACCAAUCAAAUUAGGCAUUGAUAAUUUUAUUGGUUUGAUAAUGCUAUGGUGCUUCGGUAUGACAUGGAGCCUGCUGGUGUUCGUAUGGAAUAUAAGGUGUCUCUGGCUAGUUGCACAGCGGAGCCUGCGAUCGUGGUGUUUGAUGUUUCCAAAGUGAGAAAAAUAACGACAU